Calidris pugnax (ruff) is the source of this 879-nucleotide messenger RNA. Its product is annotated as bromodomain-containing protein 8-like. Gene Ontology annotation, cellular component: NuA4 histone acetyltransferase complex. Gene Ontology annotation, molecular function: protein binding. The record is from RefSeq and is a predicted model, not a curated record. Bases 1 to 879 code for a protein of 292 amino acids. Lineage: Eukaryota; Metazoa; Chordata; Aves; Charadriiformes; Scolopacidae. The transcript is spliced from 6 exons.
AUGUUUGGCACUGAUCAUGCGUCAUCCCCCCUGAUCAUCUGGCAGCUCUCUGCUUCUGAUGUUUUUGAUGAGGUGGGCCAUGCCUGGGGGUGGUGGGAGUCUGAGACAGAGUCUCCCAGCGAGUCAGAGAAGAACAGUGACUUCCAGUCUCUUCUCAGCUGGGAUUCAAGCUUGGAUCUGGAUGUGGGGAGCUGGAGGAAUACUGAAGAGCUGGAGGAGAGCAGCCAAGAGGGAGACCAUGAGCUGGAGUUCAGUGAGCCUCUCUGGGAGGAUGAUACUGAAGACUACCAAAAGGCAGAGAGUCCAUGUGAAGAUGACAGUCUUCUCCAGUUCUUCUCAGAGAACAAGACUGGAGAGACACCUGAGGAACUAGCUUUAGGUGAGCUGCACCCACAGGAGAUAAGUGAUCAGCCCCAGGAUCAAGAUGAUAGUGAUAGCACCUCUGCAGACCCCACGCUGGACUCCAGAAGCCCUGGCAACACGCAGCUGGUGCAGCUCAGCUGGGAUAACCCCCUGCAGCAUUUGCUCUUCAAAAGAACUCUAUUGUCCAUCUGGAAGAUGAUAGCCAGUCACAGAUACAGUGGCCCAUUCCUGAAAGCAGUGUCAGAGAAACAAGCCCCAGGAUACAGGGAUGUGGUGAAGAGGCCCAUGGAUUUAACCAGCAUAAAGAGAAGACUCUCAAAGGGACACAUUCAGUCCAUGGUCCAGUUCCAGCGUGACCUCAUGCUCAUGUUCCAGAACGCGAUGAUGUACAACAGCUUUAACCACCACAUCCACCACAUGGCCAUGGAGAUGCAGGGAGAGGUCCUGGAGCAGCUGCAGAUGCUGGGGGAAGCCCUCCUGUGCUCAAGGGAGCAGCUGGGGUGGGACAGAAGGUAA